Syngnathus acus (greater pipefish) is the source of this 2453-nucleotide messenger RNA. It is a transcript of the gene pim1, whose product is annotated as Pim-1 proto-oncogene, serine/threonine kinase. The transcript is spliced from 6 exons. The record is from RefSeq and is a predicted model, not a curated record. Gene Ontology annotation, cellular component: cytoplasm. Lineage: Eukaryota; Metazoa; Chordata; Actinopteri; Syngnathiformes; Syngnathidae. The coding region runs from base 355 to 1338 and encodes 327 amino acids. Gene Ontology annotation, biological process: negative regulation of apoptotic process; protein autophosphorylation. Gene Ontology annotation, molecular function: ATP binding; protein serine/threonine kinase activity.
UCUAUUACCAAAGCCGGUGUCUGAGAGCUAUCCUCGUAUUCGGAACCCCGUCUGUUUAUGUCGCCGAUUUGUACUCAUUUGUUUACAAAACACCGCGGCGAGACUGUGAACGUGCGUUUUGUGUGAACGUAAACACGCUGCCUCUCGCCGGGACAUCGUCCACUCUUUUUUACUUUUGGGACGAAAGCGGGUUUCCCAUUAUCCGGAUGAAAGGAUCCCUAGCGCAUUUUUGUUCCUGCGACGUGGGCACGAGACACGGGACAACCGCGCCAAUCGGAUCCUAACUCCAGCUCGUCAAAGCCCAGACGAACAUACAUCGUUAUUUUCUUUUUUGAGGGGACUUGAGAUAAAGGAAUGCUGCUUUCCAAGCUCAACUCUCUGGCCCACAUUUCCAGCGACAUGCCUGUGAAGCCGCAAGUUCAUCCAGCGAGGGAACCCUUCGAGAAGCUUUACCAGGUUGGGGCGGUGUUGGGCAGCGGGGGUUUCGGCACCGUUUAUUCCGGCACUCGGACGUCAGACGGAGCUCCGGUGGCUGUCAAACAUGUCGCCAAGGACCGCAUCUCCGAAUGGGGGGAGCUGCCCAAUGGUUCCCGGGUCCCGAUGGAGAUUGUGCUAUUAAAGAAGGUCGGAACGGGCUCCAGGGGCGUCAUCAAAAUGCUGGACUGGUUCGAACGAGUGGACAGCUUCAUUAUCGUAAUGGAGAGGCCCGAAAACGUCAAGGAUUUGUUCGACUUCAUCACGGAAAAGGGGGCGCUGCCCGAGGAGCUGGCGCGCAGCUUCUUCCGUCAAGUGCUCGACGCCGUGCGUCACUGUCACAGCUGUGGCGUGGUGCACCGGGACAUCAAGGACGAAAAUAUCCUCAUCGACCUCCGGACCGGCGAGAUCAAGCUCAUUGACUUCGGCUCCGGAGCCCUGCUGAAGGACACCAUUUACACAGACUUUGAUGGCACACGAGUCUACAGCCCACCAGAAUGGAUAAAAAACCACCGCUAUCAGGGGCGCUCAGCCACAGUUUGGUCGUUGGGUGUGUUGCUAUACGACAUGGUGUGUGGAGACAUCCCAUUCGAACACGACGAGGAGAUCCUCGGAGGGCAGGUCCUUUUUAGGAGGAGAAUCUCUGCUGAGUGCCAGCAGCUGAUCAAGUGGUGCCUGUCUUUGCGGCACACCGAUCGGCCGUCCUUCGAGGACAUCAUCAACCACUCAUGGAUGCAGAGCACGUCCUCCUCGGUGCCGCCGCCUGCACCGCAAACAGACAAGUCGAGCGCAGAGAUCGAGUUGCACAGCAUCAGCCACGAGUCGUCGGCCUUCACGUCAACCUCUGUGGCCGUGGUGCUGUAACGGUGGAGAAAAGCAUCACAACCUCGCCAUCCUCGUGCCUCACUUGAUUUACUCCCUUUGACCACAUCAAACCACCAUCGAUCACCAUGGGCUCCGAUGCCUGAUUGUUAAACUGUGGGAGGGUGUGCUCUGCUUGCAGAACAGCACAUGUUGCCAGGAGAGUGCGAGUUAUGUAACCGUUCUGCUGUAGAUUUGUUCCUAAAAGUGCCUUAUGAGACUGUUGGGGGGAUUUACCUGGAAAUACUUGAAUAUUUGGAAUGCAAAAAAGGCUCAUGUUAAUGAUAGUCUUUUUUGUUCCUUUUUUUUUUUACUAUGCUAAAGGCUUUAUCUUUCCACUCAUGGGCCUAGAUCAGUGAAGCCUAUGCCAUUACAUUACAACCACUACUAGUACUACUGCCCAAUCCAAUCUCAUUAGCAACCAGAUGAACCUCACGGAUCCGGCAGCAUCCUGUGCAAACAACAACACUGGACUUACCUCACCUUCUUCUAAACCACAGCAUCUGCCUUCUUCCUUCCUCCCUUCCUUCACGUGUCACAUCCACUCUUCAUUGCAAAGUAAUCCAUACCGUAAUGCACCAUCCUCUGCUCUCCUGGAUGUUUUGAAAAAAACAUAGUGCCUCACACAGGUCUUAAACUUUUAGUGGGAGGUAUGAAUCGUAUAAUAUGGUAUUUAUUUUUUUUUCGUGACAAACUUCUUAUCUAGAUUUUAUUUAUUUUAUUUAUGAGAAGAAUUAGGGCUGUUCAUAUGUUUCAUUCCACAGUCACUGAAGGGCCCACCAUUAUUUAAGAGACAAAAGCAAAAAUAUGUUUUGACCAUAUUUAUUAUGGCUUGAAUUUUGUGUUUUUAAUAAAAGAGCAGACACAUGUAUGUUUGUGUAUGACCUGUAAAUAACUUGUAAAUAGUUCCCAGAGCACUUCCAUGUUGGUGUAUUUGAACACUGAACGUCUACUGAUGAACUGUUGGAUGCAAUGUGUUUGUGUGUAUGAAAGCGAGAAACCUCAUUUGGAUGCAGCUUUGAUUGUUUAUUUCCUUAAACCAUUCAGAUUAGAAUUGUAAAUUAUGUUAGAAAUUAUUUUUUAUACAACUUCAAUAAAUAUUUUUGUUACAAGGAUGA